AUGGCGGAGAUGGAUAUAGACGGCAAAAGCGAUGCCGAAUCUAGCGGCGAGGAAGGUCUACAACUCCCAGAGACCUUGAUCGCAGGUCGUGCACGCCGUUCGACCGCUGGCAAUCGUCUUGCCCAGCUUCUCCAACAGGAACAACCAGAUGACAUCGACUUACUUUUCGAAGAGGACGGCGAUGAUGACGACUUUGAGGCAAAGCACGAAUCCGACGUAGACCUCGGCUCCUCAUCUGAUGAAGAGGACAAGCCACAAGAUCAGGACGAGUUAUCGGGCGAGAAGAAACUAGAGCAGGAAGAACGAGCUGCCAAACGGCAGAAGAGGGCUUUUCCGGGACAGAAGGAGCUUGAUAAGCUGGUUAAGAGACAGCAGAAUCUCCGAGAGAAACGUGUCACGAUUCAGGAGCCUGAUCAAGCUACGAAGACGCUCACGGAUGACGAAAAUACUCCCCGUGCGCGAAAGAAGAGCGAGCGUAUCUCCUGGAUCCCCACGGCCGAAGAUUUACCAUCACGGCAAUCUACACGGCGUCAAACCGUGGCUAACAAGCAAUUGAUCCAUGAAAGAAUGAAAGAGAGCAAUGAGCGCCGACUCAAAGUUAUCGCUGCGAUGAAUGAGGCCUCCCAAAAGAAGAAGGUUGAAAAGACGGAAAUGACACAGGAAAUGCGUUUAGAGAGAGCCAAAAAAGUUGAGGAGAUAAAUAAAAAGAGUUUAAACAAGUGGCAGGUAGCUGAAGAGGCCCGUUUAGAAGCUCAACGAGCUAAACUAGCUGCCCUGCACAAUAGGAAGAUUGAAGGCCCGUAUAUCCGAUUUUACAGCGGCAGGGCAGAAUACGGCGCUAAUGGUAAACUUAUUACUAUGGGAAGGCGCAAAAUGGUCGAAGAACUCCCCGACGUUGUUGAAGUCAAGAAACCGGAUGAGAAAACUACGGAUGAGAAGACUACGGAUGAGAAGACUACGGAUGAGAAGACUACGGAUGAGAAGACUACAGAUGAGAAAGCUACAGAUGAGAAAGCUGCAGAGGAGAAAGCUGCAGAGGAGAAAGCUGCAGAGGAGAAGACUACGGAUGAGAGGACUACGGAUGAGAGGACUACGGAUGAGAGGACUACGGAUGAGAGGGCCACAGAUGAAAAAGUCAUGGAGGAGAAGACUGUGGCUGAGAAGCCUAUAGGUGAAAAGCCUAUAAGUGAGAAGCCUGUGGAUGAGAAUACAGAUUCAAAGUCUACGGAUACCCCAGCCUCCAUCGGUAUCAAAGAACCGGAUGAAGAUGUUGUAAUGGAAGAUGCACCUCAGGUUCCAGCUAUUGUAGAAAAACCUAGGGGCCUCGACACCAAUGGCACAGGCCUGCCUGAGCCAAUCGCUAGCGCCGAGCCGUCAACCCAACAGCAACCUUCCUCACCGCCGACAACUUCUCAAGUUCCAACAUAUGCUUUGGUUCCCUCUGAUGCGGAUGGCUCGUCGGAUGAUACACAGCAUAAAAUAGCUGCGCAAUUGCAAGGAGACCUUGACGCUUCCCUUUUCCCCUCAAAGCCUCAAGUCUCUUCCCAAACCUACAUCGUGUUAGAAGGGUUCACUAAGCGGGAACUCAACAACAAAGAGCUUGCCAGUAAAGUCCUCUUCCCGCACAAUAAUGGCCCACUUCCUAAACCCGAACGCCCAUUGUGCGUUACCACCAGUCUGCCAGCCCGCUACAAGGACCCGUCAACUGGACUCCCAUAUGCCAGUUUGUUCGCAUAUAAGCAGAUCCAAAGGGUUAAAGCGGGUGGUCUUCAAUGGAACAACGAACUUCAGUGUUUCUUCGACGUACAAGAAGCUGCGUCCGGGGUUCCUGAAGGGUUCAAUGACUAA
Molecule: messenger RNA, 1848 nt
Organism: Orbilia oligospora ATCC 24927
Lineage: Eukaryota; Fungi; Ascomycota; Orbiliomycetes; Orbiliales; Orbiliaceae
Exons: 2
Coding region: 1-1848 (615 amino acids)
Biological process (GO): regulation of DNA-templated transcription; chromatin remodeling
Cellular component (GO): nucleus
Molecular function (GO): ATP-dependent H2AZ histone chaperone activity
Source: RefSeq, a predicted model, not a curated record